Molecule: messenger RNA, 501 nt
Organism: Salvia miltiorrhiza (redroot sage)
Lineage: Eukaryota; Viridiplantae; Streptophyta; Magnoliopsida; Lamiales; Lamiaceae
Product: cell wall integrity and stress response component 1-like
Exons: 2
Coding region: 1-501 (166 amino acids)
Source: RefSeq, a predicted model, not a curated record
AUGGUCGGAUCCCCACCACCACCACAGUCACCCGCUGCGUAUUUUCCCCACUCUCUCUUCGGGAACCUUCCCCUUCCCCCUUCCCCCUUGCUCUUUCCGUCAACUUCCCCACCGCCGCCGUUCUCCGUCACCGCCGCCCCCUCCCCCUUCUCUCUCUCUCAACGACGAGCGGCGCCGCUGACUCUCCAGAGCUCCUCCGCUUCGCCGUCGUCUUCCUCCUCCUCAUCCUCCAGCGGCUCCUCCUCCGCGGCAUCUUCUUCGUCCUCCUCCUCGGCCAGCAGCAGCGCCGACGAAGAUGAAGAAAACGACGCCAAUCGCGGCGAAGUGAGGUUCGGCCACACAGAUCCGCCGCCGCCUCAAGACUACAACCCCUGCUGUGCCUCCGCCGCCGCCUCUCCUUCGUCGGUGGACUGUUCGGAGCCCCCACCGCCGCCGUUCACCGCUGCCCCCUCCCCCGGGCUCUCUCUCUCAACGACGUGGGGAAAACCCCCGUCAAAAUGA